CGGGGCUUGGAUGCUAUACUGGACGGACGCAGAAAGCUUGGGCUCCUGCCUGAUCCUGGCUUAAAAUCGACAGGUGACAAAAGCCCUAUUACUGGACUAACUCAUACUGGCAAACUCGUCUAGUACCUUGCAGGCAACAUUGGAGUGAGAUUCAGACCUCCACACUCUCAAAGCCAAGCAGUGGCGGCCACCAUCUAUUUGCGGCCUGGUGUUACCUCGGCGGGAGAAGCGGACGAUCUCUCUGUCCGGGGUGGCCCAGGCUUUCUUCUUUGUGGAUAUAUGGCGCCCUGUACUCCCCUCCCUUUGGGCCGGCAGGGGUUAUCCCGGUCCCCACCAAGCAGUGUUCACUCACCUUCCUGUGGCUCCUGAUUGACUCUUGCAGAAAAAUCCACAUGGCCUACCUAAGAUGGCUGACACGAAGCAUGAAAUACAAGAACCGGCGCAGAGCUGGGAAGAGGGCUUCUUACGGGCAUUCAAUGCUAUAUGCCAGAGGUUCUGUGUGACUCAACCUGUUUGCAGAGUUCCUGCCCGGAAACCCCCAACUGGUCUGAGACCCAAGCGGCAGCAGCGAGCAACACAAGGGCUGCACACCAGAGUUCAUGCCCGGAAACCCUCAACAGGUCAGAGACCCAAGCAGUACAGGGGCUGCACACCUGAGUUCCUGCCUGGAAACCCUCAACAGGUCAGAGACCCAUGCAGCACAGGGGCUGCACACCUGAGUUCCUGCCUGGAAACCCUCCACUGGUCAGAGACACAAGCGGGAGUAACACGUGGGCUGAACACCAGCGGAGAUCGUAGCCUCCUGCAGACUCAGGGACUUUACCUUGUCACGGAAAGAGUAGCCUAUGGCCAUGGGAAAGUGUGUGCUGCAGCAGGUUGUAGAAUCCCAGAGGACCUCUAAUCCAGUUUGUGCGUGCCUGAUCUCUGCCUGCAUGCCGUGGGUAUAGGAUGAAUUUACCAAAUAUCCCACUACUCCUACCCAGUACAGCCCCUCUGCUCACUUUAAUAUGUUCUUACAUUCAGUGAGCUAAGUUAAAUAGCUUUUGGUAUUUUCUCUAAUGCUUUCAUCGCUCACAUUUUGCAGUGUUUUAGUUCAGUUAAGCGACCAUCACUUUUUCUUUCUAUUGUUACCAUGUCAGUACUGAAUCUAAGCAUAUAUGGACCAAGCAUGUUCCUCUGUAGUAUGCUUUAAAUACUAUGCUAUGCCUACCAUUUCUGCUUCAUAUAAAAUUGUGCAGACCUUCUACUUGCCAUGUG
Messenger RNA from Pelobates cultripes (western spadefoot toad), 1257 nucleotides. The record is from the annotation of a GenBank genome assembly. NCBI's taxonomy places the organism in Eukaryota, Metazoa, Chordata, Amphibia, Anura, Pelobatidae.